Molecule: messenger RNA, 1626 nt
Organism: Suillus subalutaceus
Lineage: Eukaryota; Fungi; Basidiomycota; Agaricomycetes; Boletales; Suillaceae
Exons: 9
Coding region: 1-1626 (541 amino acids)
Source: RefSeq, a predicted model, not a curated record
AUGGCAUGCUGUCCUGCGCUGCCGUGCUUCACUUCCCUGAAUGCCAUGAGGCGCCAUUUUCCAACACCGGAGGAUAAUUUUGACGUCAAGCUUGUGGUGAAAAGCAUGGGCUCCCUCCUCAGUGGCACCACUGACCCAGAUUCCUCAAUCCGACCCCUUCACGGAUCCUUGCGCAAUUUCUUGAUGGAUGAACGAUCCAGUGGAGAGUUUUUUGUCGACCUGUCAAAUGCACAAUGUGACCUUGCAUUCGUGUCACUUCAAAUGAUGAAACACGGUCUUUGCUUCAACAUCUGUGAUUUAAAUGCAGUUGGUGCCCUUAAGGGCCAUCCCGAAUUCAAAGAUGUCUCGUUGACUGCAGUGGAUGUACAGAGGUUCAUUCAAGUCUUCAGCAGCAUCAUUUUACACAGCACGCCACAUCUGUAUGUAUCAGCAUGCCCAUUCUCGCCUGUCAACUCCCCACUAUCUAGAAUGUUUCCAAAUACUCUUCAUUUAGCAUUUGGACGUGAUAUGAACUGGCCGGCUGUUCAAACCGUGCUCAGGGGGCACACAAAACCAGUUACUUCAGUCUCAUUCUCGCCGGACGGGAUGGGGAAGCCAGUCGAUGGAUAUGCACAGGCAAUGCCUGCAAAGUAUACUAUCCUUGCGCUACCCACUUUCAUCCUCAGUCAUAACCAAUGGUGCAAAGGCCUUAGAGACGUCUCAAACAAUGUCAUGAAUGCCCGUCGCGAGCGCCAAGCUCCACAGCCUCCUCCUGCUCCACAUGCUCAGUCAGAAGCCCCCUUACUCGACAAGCCCUCACUCAAUGAGGCGAACCAGCCAGAAUUUGAGAAUCCCGAGCCAUAUGAAUUGCCAGUACAUCAUUCACCCUCACCCCCACCACUGGCACGAGCAUCAGGUCUUCCGAAUCACAGGUGGCAACUACCUUCACGUUACCAAGAUGAACUUCCAGCCCUUCCCAUCCCUGUUCCGAUUCCACCUCCAGUAGAUGAUGUAGCUCAUACCAUUCCACAAUCUCCUGUUCAUUCUGACUCAGGUACUGCCGAAUUGGAAGGAGAUGUGCCGACAGUUCAAAUGAGCGGCCCUGGUAUGCAGGCUUUGGCUGACGAGGACUCAGAUUCAAAGCUGUUUAGCACCUCUGACAAGUGGCACGAGGCAUCUGUCAAUAUCAAGCUGCCUGCUGAGAAGCACAGGUAUGCAUCUGAAGCUGAUGCACCUGACUGUGCCAUGGACGGACUCUAUUACCGGAAGCCCCUAGAGGUUAUCAGGUCAGCCUAUGAGGAAGUUGCUUCAAAAUCAUUUCACAAUGUCCUGUACAAACUCUUCUGGCAGCCUGACGAGGGUGAAUUUCCGGAAUGUGUCAUUAUGAAGGUCUACAUGGCCAGUGCUAUGCUCGAUGAGCAUGAGAAGAUAAAGGCACAGCCCCAUGAGCCUGGUUGUCGGCUGGAGACCAUCGUCACUUCAAUUAUGCUUUGGUCAGACUCAAUGCACCUUGCUUCAUUUGGACAUGCUGUGCUAUGGCCAAUCUACAUGUUCAUUGGAAAUCAGUCAAAUAUACCAGGAAUUGUCCCUCUGCAUUCGCUGCCCAUCAUCUGGCGUAUAUCCCAAAGGUUUGCAUAUGUUUCGUGA